Agelaius phoeniceus (red-winged blackbird) is the source of this 865-nucleotide messenger RNA. It is a transcript of the gene ACER3, whose product is annotated as alkaline ceramidase 3. The record is from RefSeq and is a predicted model, not a curated record. Gene Ontology annotation, biological process: phytosphingosine biosynthetic process; ceramide metabolic process. Gene Ontology annotation, cellular component: endoplasmic reticulum membrane. Lineage: Eukaryota; Metazoa; Chordata; Aves; Passeriformes; Icteridae. Gene Ontology annotation, molecular function: N-acylsphingosine amidohydrolase activity.
AUGGCUCCGGCCGCUGACCGGGAGGGUUACUGGGGUCCGCCGACCUCCACCCUGGAGUGGUGCGAGGAGAACUACGCCGUCUCCUACUAUAUCGCCGAGUUCUGGAACACAGUGAGUAACCUGAUUUUCAUUCUACCUCCAAUCUAUGGUGCGAUUCAGACCUAUAAAGAUGGCCUUGAAAAACGAUAUUUAGCUGCAUAUUUGUGUCUUACAGCUGUGGGAUUGGGAUCUUGGUGCUUUCACAUGACCCUGAAGUAUGAAAUGCAGCUGUUGGAUGAACUGCCAAUGAUAUACAGUUGUUGUGUGUUUGUCUACUGCCUGUAUGAAUGUUUCAAGUACAAGAAUACAGUCAAUUAUGCGCUGCUUUUCUUGUUAAUAACAUACAGCGUCGUAGUCAGCAUAGUUUACCUAGAUUUGAAAGAGCCUGUAUUCCAUCAGAUCAUGUAUGGAACACUAGUUUCCAUCAUAGUUCUAAGAUCUGUUUAUAUAGUGUUAUGGGUAUACCCAUGGCUUAGAGGUUUAGGAUAUACAUCUUUGACUGUAUUUUUAAUGGGAUUUUUUCUCUGGAAUGUGGACAACAUUUUCUGUGAUAAAUUGAGAGCGUUACGAGAGAAGAUGCCUCCUGUGGUGGGAGCUGUGACACAAUUUCAUGCAUGGUGGCAUAUUCUCACAGGCCUGGGUUCUUACCUUCAUAUCCUUCUAAGUUUAUAUACAAGGACACUUUUCCUGAAACACAGGCCAAAGGUGAAGUUUCUUUUUGGAAUAUGGCCUGUUCUUCUUGUGGAGCCACCCAAGAACCUUUGACUGAGCCCUGGGCAGCCGCACGCGAUCACCUGGCCUGGCUGAAUAAAGCAUUUCAACAGUU